CGCCCCAAUGGCGAUCUCCGUGUCCAGGUUUGCCGCCCUCACUUUCCUCGCCGUGGCCUCCGCCUGCCUUGUAAAGUUCGGCCAAUUACCAGUGGCGGCGUGCAUUCCCCUCGUCUUCGUCCUCCCGUUCUUUUUCGUGACUUAUGGCGGCGGUGGCGAUGGUAAAACUCCGCCUGGCCCCGUCGCUUUGCCCGUCUUCGGCAACUGGCUUCAGGUGGGGAACGACCUCAACCACCGGAAUCUGGUGGGGAUGGCUAAGAAGUACGGAGAUGUGUUCCUGCUGCGGCUGGGCGUGCGGAACCUGGCGGUGGUCUCCGACCCCAAGCUCGCCGCCGAGGUGCUCCACACGCAGGGCGUGGAGUUCGGCUCGCGGCCGCGCAACCUGGUGUGGGACAUCUUCACCGACAGCGGCAAGGAUAUGGUGUUCACCGAGUAUGGCGACCACUGGCGCAAGAUGCGGCGGAUCAUGACCAUGCCCUUCUUCACUAAUAAGGUGGUGGCGCAGUAUCGGGAGAUGUGGCAGGAGGAGAUGAACGCGGUGGUGGAGAGCCUGCGGGCGGCGCCGGCGGAGGGCGUAGUGGUGCGCCACCGCCUCCAGCUCAUGCUCUACAACAUCAUGUACAGGAUGAUGUUUGACGUGCGGUUCGAGUCGGCGGAGGACCCUCUGUUCCAGCAGGCCACGCGGUUCAACUCGGAGCGGAGCCGCCUCGCGCAGAGCUUCGAUUACAACUACGGCGACUUCAUCCCCAUCCUGAGGCCCUUCUUGAAGGGCUACUUGGAGAAAUGUAGGGACCUGCAGAGCCGUCGGCUCGCCUUCUUCAACGAUAACUAUGUCGAGAAAAGAAGGAAGGUGAUGUCCGCCAGACAGGGAAACAACGACCGGCUGAGGUGCGCCAUGGACUACAUCCUCGAAGCAGAGAUGAACGGAGAGAUCAGCUCCGACAACGUCAUCUACAUCGUCGAGAACAUUAACGUUGCAGCCAUAGAGACGACGUUGUGGGGAAUGGAGUGGGCACUGGCGGAGCUGGUGAACCACCCGAGUUGUCAGAAUCGGCUUCGAGAGGAGCUUCAGAGAGUUCUGGGCGAGGAGCCGGUGACGGAGACAAGCCUACCUCGGCUGCCGUACCUGCAGGCGGUGGUGAAGGAGACGCUCCGACUGCACUCGCCGAUCCCGCUGUUGGUCCCCCACAUGAACCUCGACGCGGCGAAGCUCGGUGGGUACGAAAUCCCCAAGCGGACGAAGGUCAUCGUGAACGCGUGGUGGCUGGGGAACAACCCGGAGUGGUGGGUGCGGCCGGAGGAGUUCAGGCCGGAGAGGUUCCUGGAGGAGGAGGGGGAGGUGGAGGCGGUAGUAGGCGGCGGGAAGGUGGACUUUCGGUUCCUUCCGUUCGGGGUGGGCCGGCGGAGCUGCCCCGGGAUCAUCCUGGCGAUGCCGCUGCUAGGGCUCGUCGUGGGAAAGCUGGUGAAGGAGUUCGAGAUGGUGCCGCCUCCGGGGACGGAGAAGAUCGACGUGACGGAGAAGGGAGGGCAGUUCAGCUUGCAGAUCGCGAAGCACGCCACCAUAGUCUUCUGCCCAGUUCUUGCGGCGUGAAAGCGGACAUGGAUCGCCCUCUGUUUAAUGAAAAUUUGGGGAUUGUUUUUCGUUAAUAACAUAAUUCUUGGGAGGGGCAAAUAAGUCAUAUAUUAAAAAAUAAGAGCAUUUAAAUGUGUUUUGUUUGUUUUUGUUUUCAAAUGUAAUUUUGGCAAUUUAUCAAAAGGGUUCA
Zingiber officinale is the source of this 1763-nucleotide messenger RNA. Its product is annotated as cytochrome P450 CYP73A100-like. NCBI's taxonomy places the organism in Eukaryota, Viridiplantae, Streptophyta, Magnoliopsida, Zingiberales, Zingiberaceae. The record is from RefSeq and is a predicted model, not a curated record. Gene Ontology annotation, molecular function: monooxygenase activity; iron ion binding; oxidoreductase activity, acting on paired donors, with incorporation or reduction of molecular oxygen. The transcript is spliced from 3 exons. Bases 8 to 1591 code for a protein of 527 amino acids.